Messenger RNA from Dovyalis caffra, 1575 nucleotides. The record is from the annotation of a GenBank genome assembly. NCBI's taxonomy places the organism in Eukaryota, Viridiplantae, Streptophyta, Magnoliopsida, Malpighiales, Salicaceae.
AUGGCUGUGAAAACUAGCAAAGAUCAAGACCCAUCACCUGCUUUUUUGGAAACAGUAGAAGAAAUCACGAGACUCUUCAAAUCACUGCCAUCAAGACCCUCCAUUGAAGAAGUUGAAGCAGCCAUUUCUGUGAUCAAGACUGCCAACAACGAAGAGCAGGCGGGUCUUGAUGAUAUUUCAGAGCAAGAAUGUCCUCAAGAUGUCCCACAGGAGCUCUUCUCUGUGUUACAACAAGCGAGAAAGACCGUGGUGUUGUUUAAAAGCCACGAACAGAGAAAAGAGGCUCUUUACUUGGUUGAAGCUGAAAAGAUGUUUGAGACCUUCGAUGGGUUGAUAGAAAGAGCUUCUAUGCUGGUUUCUGGGGAUACCCAGAAGGAGAAACUGAUUUCUAUUAGUGAGCCAGUUGAGAAAAUUGAGAAACAAAGUGUGGUUAGUGAUGAGAGUUUGAUCAAGAAAAGAGAAGAUGGAGAAUUGGAGAAAGAUGGCUUCAACGGUUUAGUGAAGAGCUCUUCCACAAAGGCUGCUUUCUUUUCAGGUGAAGUGGACACUGAGAAACUAACUCUAAUGAAGGUGGCAGCCGUCAUAGAAAAUUCUGCCAAAACUGGAGCUGUGGUUCUUGAUCUUAGAGGCAAGUUGAUGGAUAAAAUCGAGUGGCUCCCUCUGUCAAUUGGGAAAUUAUCGAUCAUCACUGAACUGGAUUUAUCUGAAAACCGAAUUAUGGCACUUCCAUCCACCAUUGGUAGCCUCAAAGCCUUAACAAAGUUGGAUGUCCACUCGAACCAACUGAUCAACCUUCCUGAGUCAUUUGGGGAGCUAAUCAAUCUGACCGAUCUCGACCUCCAUGCAAACAGGUUAAGAUCAUUGCCAGCUUCUUUUGGGAAGUUGAAAAACCUUGAAAAUCUUGAUUUGAGUUCAAAUCAGUUCACUCAGUUGCCAGAGACUAUUGGGAGUUUGACCAGCUUGAAGAUAUUGAACGUGGAAACAAAUGAACUUGAGGAGGUUCCGUACACAAUUGGAAGUUGCACGUCAUUAGCGGAGCUGAGAUUAGAUUUCAAUCAGCUCAGAGCUCUUCCAGAGGCAAUUGGAAAACUUGAUUGUUUGGAGAUUCUUACUUUGCACUAUAACAGAAUUAGAGGGUUACCUACAACAAUGGGCCAUCUUUCCAAUUUGAGGGAACUUGAUGUAAGCUUCAAUGAAAUAGAAUUCAUACCUGAAAACCUUUGUUUUGCUGAAAAUCUCAAGAAAUUGAACGUGGCUAACAACUUUGCGGAUCUAAGAGCUUUGCCUCGAAAUAUUGGAAACCUUGAAUUGCUUGAGGAGUUGGAUAUAAGUGAUGAUCAGAUAAGAGUCUUGCCAGAUUCUUUUAGGCUCUUGUCAAAAUUGAGAGUUUUUCGUGCUGAUGAAACUCCACUGGAAGUUCCACCAAGACAAGUAACUGUUUUGGGCGCUCAGGCUGUUGUUCAGUUCAUUGCUGACCUUGUUAACAAGAGAGACACAAACCCUCAAUUGUCCAAGAAGAAGAAGAGGUUUUGGCACAGGGUCUGCUUAAUCUGUUGGCCUUUCCGGAGACUCUAA